UAUUAUUUUAAGUAAUUUAUUCUAUUUUAUAAUUAUUUGUAUCAUUAAAAAAAUCAAUUCUUGUUCAUUGUAUUACAUAUAAUCAUCAUGAAACAAGUUGUUUUAAUGUAAAAUCAUAUUGAGUGAGCGUAAGUCGAUUUCGACUAAAUACAAUUUAUGUUGAAGGAAAUAAAAAUUAUUAUUUAACUCUAUUAAUUCAUCAAUUCAUUUCUUGCAUAACAGAAAAACCAUGACAUUGCAUUCGCAUUGUUAUUGCUUUCACAACGUUCCAUAACGAUACCAAAAAGAGAAAAAAGGAAAACAUUCGUUACCAAAAUGAAUAAAAAUUCAUUACGAAAUCAUCAUCAAAACACUUCAAAAUACAAAAAGAAAGUUUAAAAAACAUCUCGAGUUUUAAUUCAAUUAAAGUGAAAGAAGAAGUAGGGACGCCAAGUUUAAAUAAAAUUCGCUUGCUCUUCGUUCCAAAUUCCCAGUAGUUAACCGAGUUUGUGGUGAAAGAAACGUUUUAGUUUCUCGGUCAACAUCACUAUCGUUAAUCUUUUAAAAGGAUACCAAAGAAAUGUUUGACAUCGUGACCAAGAUUAUAAUAGUCACUUUAUUAAAUAUUAAAUUUAUUGGGUGUUUUAGAAUUAAUCACGAAAUGGUCGAUUCGACUAUAAAAAAAUGGGCACCUUUAAUUAUUUUUCAUCCAGAAGAGAAAUUCUUUCCGUUAAGCGUUGAGGAGUAUUUGGAACAUGUUUAUCCUGCUAAUUCAGAUGGGACUCCCAUUAAAAACGAUUUCAAAAAUGAUUUAAAUAAUAACUUACCAAUUGGAAGAUCAUCGCAUGGCGUUCAUUUAACAACCAGAAUGAAUUUAGACGAUUUAAAAUCGAGUUUAUCCUUUUUAAACGGCAGAAACCCGGAUAAAUUUUCAGUUCCCUCUUACGUAAUUGUAAAUGAAUGUGGGAUGAAAAAAAGAUCCCGAGGAAAUUUUACUUUUAUAGCAUCUUAUUGGUUUUUCUUUCCAUAUAAUGAAGGGAAAAAAGUUUGUUUUCUUGGUUCGCGUAUUCCAGUUCCUUUCAUUCCAGUUUUAAAUAAAUGUUUAGGUGUAACAAAAAAAAUUGGGAAUCACGUUGGUGAUUUUGAACACAUAACGAUUUCAUUUAAUUCCAAUUAUGAACCAACCGAGCUUUUUGCUUCAACCCAUGAUAUCGGUGCUUAUUAUUCCUACGAUUUAAGAGGUAGAGUUUUUCGAUAUAAAGACCAAAGGAGGAGAAAAACACUUUUAAAACACAUUAAUUUUCCUGCGGAGGUGCGGUUGGAUAGAAACAGACCGGUUUUGUAUGCUGCAAGAGGAUCACAUGGAUUAUGGGGUGAUCGUGGAAGACAACGAUAUUAUAAACUUCCCAAUUUAUAUGAUUACACCGGUUACGGGGUUGUGUGGAGAACUUGGGAGGACAUUCAAAUUUAUCAUUUGAAGUAUUCGAAACAACCCGAUUGGAUGCAAUUUAUUGGAAAGUGGGGAAAUCCCAGGGAUGGUUGUUUAUGGGGACUUUGUGAAUUAUCCGAUGCUCCAAAUGGAAUUGUUGAUCGACCUGUUGAUUUUGAAUGUUAAAAUAAAUUAAAUGAAACAAUUAGAUCGUUUGUUAUCUACUUUAUUUUUAUCUUCUAAUGGUGCACUUUAUUAAAACAGAUUUAUUUUAAGAAUGCGAUUAUAAAGGGUAAUAAAACCCAGGACUUUUCACAAUUCUUCAUUUUGUUGCUUUCUAAAAACGAAUAAAAUUGUUAUGAUUCAAUUAACACUGUUUAAGAAUAAAAAUGUACAUAAAUUAC
Onthophagus taurus is the source of this 1812-nucleotide messenger RNA. RefSeq lists its product as uncharacterized. Lineage: Eukaryota; Metazoa; Arthropoda; Insecta; Coleoptera; Scarabaeidae. The record is from RefSeq and is a predicted model, not a curated record.